AUCAGCUGUGAGCCACUUUAUUCUCUUCGGUUAUUGUGGUUUCACAAUGACUCCAGUCCGUCGAUAUUUGCGAGGAAUGCAGUUCCUGCCUUGAUGAUAAGGCGCUGCUCCCGUUUUGCAGUGUCUCCGCCUCCAAGCAAUGUGCGGCUUGUGCGCAGUGUCAGAAUCUCAAAGCCAAUGUUUGCAAAUCUGCCUCAUUAGUUAAAAAAAAUUUAAGUUGAGUAUGAAUUAAGUACAAAUUAGUUAAACGAAAUUUUACUCAUUAGUUGACGUGCAUCCUUAUAGAAACUACAUUCUAGCAAGAAAUGGUCGAUAGUUUCUUCCACUCCGAAAAUCCCGCAUAAUGGCGAGUCUGACAUUGAAUAGCGAUGAAGGUAUGCUUUUACGGGCCAUAGAGACAAUCAGACAAAUGAAAAACGUGCAUAAAUGUAGAGCCCUGAUAUUUGUAGAGCGAUUUAUGAUAAUAAAACAUCCAUUUGAUGGAAUUCGACAGACUGAACGACGAAAAUUAUUAAUAAUCUUCAUUAUGUUUGAUUAUUUCUUAUCUUAUUUGAUAAUGGAGAUUAAAUACAGCAACCGCUUCGGUCGAUGUGAGUACAGUAGAAACCUCAUUAAUUUAUUCAUCUACGUAGGACGGAAAUUUGACUGUUCAUUGAUUGAAAUAUUAUUUUGUUAUCUAUAUUGCUACUCAAUUUAAUGCCACUGUUAUACAGAGUCCAAGAUGUUUUUAAACGUUCAUAAUAGACAUUGGUAAUAUGAACAAUAUGACAUGAUCGAAGAAAAUCCUGAUAUUUUUGUUGAUAAUUAUUAUUUAUUGUACACAGAUGCAGUCAUUUAGGACGUGUUGUCUGUAAUCAUAGGCUAUAGCCGUUUAACGUUUGUUUGCAUCCCAGUUGAGAAUCUUCGUUCGAUCGACAACGUAACUCGUUUGGUACCCGUUGCAUCUGCUUGUAUAAAUAAAGGUGCCAGAACGUCGUAGAGGAUCAUUGAAGCACUGUGCUUGGUGACGUGAACGUAGUGGUUGUGCUUGCAAAGCAAAGAAAGACUGUACAGGUUUUAGCAAAAAAAUUGAUAAGAUGGCUGAUUCAUCAUUACCACCCUGCCCUCAUUGCAAGAAGUCCUACGAUGAGAAAGACCACAAGCCUCUACUGCUUCCGUGUGGCCAUGUCUCCUGCCGAAGUUGUCUCUCUGCUUUGGAAGACCAAGACGAUAUGAAAUGUGGCGUGAAGAAGUGCAAGAAGUCUUGCUCUGAAAAUAUCUCGGAUUUACUUACGGUGUACGAUCUAAUUCCGGCGAACUCAGGUGCCUCGGGAGAUGCCAGGACUGGGCGGGACGUGGUUCCUCUUGAAACAAGUUCGGGUGGACCCAUACCUACUGGGAGAGAAGUCGUUCCCAUGGAUUCGGAUGACACUGAAUCGGUUUCUGGAUCCUCGGUUUCGACGAGUAACUCGACUGCCUCUGGAUUCCCUACUUGUGUCGUGUGCUCGGAUGACUACUGUGAAGUAAACCCACCUCGGCUGCUGACAUGUGGUCACGCUUUCUGUACCUUCUGCCUCAAAGAUCUUGAGAAAAACAAUAGCUACGCAUGCCCGCAGUGCCGCAAAGUUCGCAACAAAGGAAGUUGCUCUAAACUUCCCGUUGUUCUGACGCUGAUCGAUCCGAAAAAUGCGAAAAAUAAAGUCUCACCCAGGGACCCACCUACUAAAGUCCUGGAAAAAGUUGAACGCUUGCAACAGGAUAAAAUGCGACGCCCGUCAACUUCAAUUAAUUCUAACACAAAAACUAUUGAAGUACAUGUUCAAGACCUCCGUGGACAGACGCAUACGUUCAACGUGGACCCAAGGACGGAGACUGUGCUGAGGUUGCGGGAGCGCAUGUCAAAUCGUCCGGACGAUUGUCGCUACCUGACGUUCGAAAAUCGUACCCUGGAGAACCAACGCCUGUUGGCGGAAUACAACCUUCGUCCGCACUGCACGAUCCAUGAACGGGGGCGUUUGUCGGGUGGAUGCUAUUAAAUAAAGAAAGCGUAUUGUUGUGAAAGCGUAUUGAUUGUUGUGGGUGAGAACCGACUAUUCGGUAGUACCAACAAGGAAAGUUCCAAGGUUCUUGACGGAUUGGCUACUAACUAAAAGUUUUUUUUAUAAGAAAGAAGUGCGGUUGACCGUCCCAAGUGGAUAACCUAUUGCAUUUAACUGUUAAAUUGAGAGUCAGCAGAGAAAGCCAUGUAAUCCAUGUAAUCCAUGUAAAGCCAUGUAAUCCGUGUAAAGCCAUGUAAUUCAUGUAAAGCCAUGUAAUCCAUGUAAAGCCAUGUAAUCCAUGUAAAGCCAUUUAAUCCAUGUAAAGCCAUGUAAUCCAUGUAAAGCCAUGUAAUCCAUGUAAAGCCAUGUAAUCCAUGUAAAGCCAUGUAAUCCAUGUAAAGCCAUUUAAUCCAUGUAAAGCCAUAUAAUCCAUGUAAAGCCAUGUAAU
This is a messenger RNA of Hyalella azteca, 2466 nucleotides long. RefSeq lists its product as uncharacterized. NCBI's taxonomy places the organism in Eukaryota, Metazoa, Arthropoda, Malacostraca, Amphipoda, Hyalellidae. The record is from RefSeq and is a predicted model, not a curated record. The transcript has 4 exons. Gene Ontology annotation, molecular function: protein binding. The coding region runs from base 1077 to 2015 and encodes 312 amino acids.